Molecule: messenger RNA, 726 nt
Organism: Salvia hispanica
Lineage: Eukaryota; Viridiplantae; Streptophyta; Magnoliopsida; Lamiales; Lamiaceae
Product: CURVATURE THYLAKOID protein
Cellular component (GO): chloroplast thylakoid membrane; thylakoid
Source: RefSeq, a predicted model, not a curated record
CUUGACUUCUCUCUCCACGGCAAGGUGACUUCCAAUAUUAGAGCUUCAGCUUCCUAUAAAUUUGGGGACAAAUUCAACGCAUCAUUGAUAAUAUCCAUCACCACUUUACUCCGCUGAAUUCUGUGUUAGAUGGCUUCAAUCUUGACAAGGAUGCCUUCCCCACCGUUGAUGGUGGUCAAUGGAAGAAAACCCAUUUCUGGGACGCCUCAGAGAUUCGCAUUUCCGACAGCCAGAGUAGAGAGACUCCAUCGCUUUGGAGUGAUAGCAAAGGCCACUGGAGAAAGCUCAGAAUCUUCGAUUGGCAAGUCCAUUCAGGAUAUUUGGGAAAAUUCUGAAGAUCGGGUGGCUCUGAUUGGUCUAGGAUUCGCUGGUGUUGUUGGUUUCUGGGCAGCGGUUAAUAUUGUGACGGCCAUCGACAAACUUCCUGUUGUUCCAAGUUUGCUUGAGCUCAUCGGGCUGUUGUUUGCUUCGUGGUUCACAUACCGAUAUCUCUUAUUCAAACCUGACCGGCAAGAAUUAUCUCAAAAAGUCAGCAAGUCAAUAUCAGAUAUAUUGGGGCAGUAAUGUGAAGAUGCACACAACUUUCUACCUCAUUUUGUGACAUGUGUGAUUAUAAAAGGAGAGGUGAUCCGUGUUGUAUUCUGUGUAAAUGUGUAACUACUUCCUACCUCAAUUUGUACUAACAUACUGUGAUUGUGAUUGUGAUUAUAAAUGGAGAUUCGAAUC